Podarcis muralis (Common wall lizard) is the source of this 2233-nucleotide messenger RNA. It is a transcript of the gene GMCL1, whose product is annotated as germ cell-less 1, spermatogenesis associated. NCBI's taxonomy places the organism in Eukaryota, Metazoa, Chordata, Lepidosauria, Squamata, Lacertidae. Gene Ontology annotation, biological process: germ cell development. The record is from RefSeq and is a predicted model, not a curated record. Gene Ontology annotation, molecular function: protein binding.
CGCUUUGCCAGUCGUACGGCUGCGAAAGGCUCUGCGCAGGCGCGUUGUGUUGUUGUGGGGGCCAGCCGGUACUAUGGCGUGUGCCGUUGCGGCGCAUGCGCUGUGCGUCGGCCGGUCGCCGUGGCUAUAAUGGCGGCGGCCGUUGCUGCCGCUGGUCGCUGAGUCGCCGGCGGCCGCGGCCUUGGCGUGGGCCCCAUGAGGAGGAGGCAGGCGAGCGGCCAUGGGCUUGCUGAGCAGCAGGGCGUGGCGGGGCCGGCCGGCGGCGGCCGCCUCUGCCCCACGUGGCGAAGGUCCGGCGGGGGCUGUGGCGGCGGCGGGCCUGAGGGGCGUCGGAGGCCGAGGCGGGGCUGCCGUCGCCGCCAAGAGGAAGCGGGGCGACCUGGGCGCGUACCCGAGCGACACGGACAGCGACGACGAGAGCGAGAGGGAGGAGCGGCUGCUCAACACCCCGAGGAGGAAAAAAUUAAAAAGCACUUCCAAGUAUAUAUAUCAGACUUUAUUUCUAAAAGGUGAAAACAGUGAUAUUAAGAUUUGUGCUCUGGGAGAAGAAUGGAACUUGCACAAGAUAUACUUAUGUCAGUCUGGCUACUUUUCGAGUAUGUUCAGCGGUUCUUGGAGGGAAUCGGAAAUGGAUACAAUAGAAUUGGAAAUUCCUGAUCAGAAUAUUGAUGUAGAAGCCUUACAGGUAGCAUUUGGGUCACUUUAUCGAGAUGAAGUGUUAAUAAAUCCCAGCAGAGUCAUUGCACUCCUAGCAGCAGCCAGCAUGCUGCAAUUGGAUGGCUUAAUACAGCAAUGUGGUGAGACAAUGAAGGAAACAAUUAAUGCAAAAACUGUGUGCAGCUAUUAUAAUUCUGCAGGAACAUAUGGAUUAGAUUCCCUGAAAAAAAAGUGUCUUGAAUGGCUCUUAAACAACCUGAUGACACACCAGUGUGUGGAACUCGUCAAAGAACUCAGUAUAAACCUCAUGAAACAGCUGAUCAGUUCCUCUAACCUGUUUGUCAUGCAAGUGGAGAUGGAUGUGUACACUGCUCUGAAAAAGUGGAUGUUCCUUCAACUGGUGCCUUCUUGGAAUGGAUCUCUAAAGGACCUUUUAAAUGAAGCAGAUGUUUGGUUUUCCAAGCGUAAAAAAGAUUUUGGGGAUGGCAUCUCAUUCUUGGAAUCAGAACCAGGAAGUGCAUUUUUGGCAGUUUUCAGACACUUACGGCUGCAGUACAUAGUCAGCGAUCUGGCAUCAGCAAAAAUUGUUGAGCGAGAUGGUCUGAUACCUGCAGAAUGGCUGUCCUCUGUUUACAAACAGCAGUGGUUUGCCAUGCUCAGAGCAGAACAAGACAAUGACAUUGGGCCUCAAGAAAUUAAUAAGGACGAGCUGGAAGCAAAUAGCAUGCGGUGUGGCAGGAAACUUGCAAAGGAUGGCGACUAUUGUUGGCGAUGGACAGGUUUCAACUUUGGCUUUGAUCUGCUGGUGACUUACACCAACCGCUACAUCAUCUUCAAGCGUAACACUUUGAAUCAGCCGUGUAGUGGCUCAGUCAGCUUGCAGCCCCGGAGGAACAUUGCUUUCAGGUUGCGUCUGGCUUCUUUUGAUAGCAGUGGGAAGCUUAUUUGUAGCAGAACAGCAGGAUAUCAGAUAUUAACCCUUGAAAAAGACCAGGAACAGGUAGUGAUGAAUUUGGGCAGCCAACUGCUGGUUUUCCCUCUGUAUAUUUGCUGCAACUUCCUGUAUACGUCCCCAGAGAAAAAGACAGAGACUGAUGGACAGCUGGAUAACCUAGAAAGCUGAGUCUUGUUCUCAUGGCUUUUUUAUUUCAAGUGCCCUUGCUGCACAGAGAGAAAAAGUAAUAAAAUGGCCUUACACACUGUAGCAGAAGAAAUGCAGCUUCCACCCCUUAUCUGUACAUUCCUAUGCAUAUCUGAAAGGUUUCCAACACAAUUUGGCAUUUUCCCUGUGGCUCUUAAGAGAGCCCAAGGGAAGGCUACACUUGAGAAUCAUUACCAGUUUCUUGCCAGUUUCAGACAAGAUAAAAAUGCAGCUAACUAAACUGGACAUGUGAAGAGCACAUCCGUAAAAUCCAUGAUAAUUACAUGUGGGCUAACAUGUAGGGUAAUGCCUCUAGGUUUUGUUCUUCAGGCUGAACUUGCAAAUGCUAAGGGUCAGUUAUAGCCUUGAUAAAACUCCACUGCCUUCAGUGGUUGUGCACCAGGGUUCACCGUUACCCCUUUAUUUGUGCAAUUU